AUGGCAGUCCAACUUCUCCUUUCUCUCGUAUUCUUCUUUCUACCCUCUCUCUCCUUCUCUGCCUCCUCCAAUAUCAUCUCCAACGCCGCUCAAGUCCUCUCCGAUAUCGGCAUGGUAUCCAUGUCUCUAACCCUCCAGUACGGUCCCCAAACUCUGAUCCCACAAACUCAAAACCUCACCAUUUUCUCUCCAUCUGAUACUGUCUUCGCUAAGUCCGGCCAACCCUCUCUUUCUCUUCUCCGUUUCCACUUCUCUCCUCAAUCUCUUCCUCUCUCAUUCCUCAAUGCCCUCCCCUUUGGUUCCAAACUCACCACUUUGUCUCCUAGCCACUCCCUGAUCGUAACCUCUUCACCGUCUGAUGAUCAGCUUUCAUUAAAUGGAGUCAAGAUUGGCAAGACACCCGCGUACGAUGAUGGGACUUUGGUAGUCUAUAAACUUGACAAGUUUUUUGAUCCAAGCUUCAAGGUUUCCAAGCAUGGAUGUGUAGGAGCGGAUACGUUUCGAAGUUUUAAUUCAUUUGAUAAAGCCAGCGAAGCUUUAAGGUCAAAAGGGUACUUUGCCAUGGCAUCUUUUCUUGACUCGCAGUUGGAGAGCCCAAGAGCCAAUGUGAAGCUCACAAUCUUUGCUCCUUCUGAUGAAAUGAUAAAGCCAUUUAUGGGUAAUUGGAGCGUGUAUCCGUCAAUCUUUUUAAGCCUCAUCGUGCCUUGUAAAAUUCCAGGGAGGGAUCUGGUUAAUUGGGAUGAGGGGGUAGUGCUAGAGACUUAUUUGGGAGGGUUCAAUAUCACUGUUGCAAAAUCUGAUGCCAAUGUAACGAUCAACGGGGCCAAGGUUAUGGUCCGCGACCUGUUUCAAAGUGAUUGGCUCGUUGUUCAUGGCCUCAGUGACAGCGGGGGACUUGCUAGAGUGGCUGCAAGAAGUGGGGCGGCUGAGAACUCCAAGUUGGACAAGAUUUUAUUAGCCACUUGUUGCCUGUUUCUCUCAAAGUUUCUGCUGAGUCGUAAUUACCCAAGUCUUGUGAUUUGCCCAUCUGGCCUUUUUUGGGUUCGAGUAGGUUCAGGCUUCUAG
This is a messenger RNA of Theobroma cacao (cacao), 1065 nucleotides long. RefSeq names its product putative fasciclin-like arabinogalactan protein 20. The record is from RefSeq and is a predicted model, not a curated record. NCBI's taxonomy places the organism in Eukaryota, Viridiplantae, Streptophyta, Magnoliopsida, Malvales, Malvaceae.